CGUCUCGUCUGUGUUCUUCCCCCACACUGAAAUACACUGUUCCUUCAGACUGCAGCACGAGUGUCUGGCAUUGUGUGCUCAAGUCACAAUUACUGGUCUUUUUUUUAUUUUGGGAGGAUUGUUGUUGUUUUUUUUUUACAGUAUAAGAAGUGUUGGGACAGACUCAAAGCAGUUGAAUGGCUAGGUAUAACUUUCAGUGGACAAAGGUGCUUGUGUGGGCGUGCACAGUUUGUGCCGUCCUGGCCCUGUUCCUCCUCGGUCUUGCUAGAAUGUGGUGUCAGAGCGAAAGUGACGAAGAACCAUCUUUCACCAUAGACAGUGAAGAGAUAAGUGGGACAGAGAGUGUGCCUGUGAUUGAAUUUGAACUUUGGAAAAAAAAAAAAUUUGCCAGAUUACCCAACACGUUUUGGCAGAGCCACCUGUCUGGAGAUGCCUUUUGGAACAAACACCAAGCGGUCAUCGACUACCAUUUUAACCCCUUACUAAGCCACCACGACGGAGACAUAGACGUUGACAGCCCUUUUUAUGAAUCCUUACUGCCGCAAAGUUUCUCUGAAGUUUCUGAAUUUGUUGGUACAAUGCAGCUGCCAGAGAUGCUGCAAGACUUUGUGAGCUCCAUGCACAGGAGGGACUACUCAACCCUCAUACAGCCAAAUGGACUAUGUGGAGCUGGGGCAACAGAUGAGAAGGAGGCCCCUUUGCUUCUUCUGGCCAUCAAGUCAACAGACCUUCACUUUGAGAACAGACAAGCCAUUAGAGAGACGUGGGGCCAGGCAGGGUGGGUGUCAGGACAGAAUAGAAAAAGAAAAGGAAGUGGAGGAUACGUCCGCAGGAUCUUCCUGAUGGCCAGCAAUGGUCAGCCACCCUCUUCAGAGUUAUUGGCAGAGAGUGAACUUUAUGGAGACAUUCUGCAGUGGGACUUUAAGGACACGUUUUUCAACCUCUCUUUGAAGGAUGUGCUCCUCUGGAAGUGGUUCUCACGUUACUGCAGCAAGACCCGUUUUGUCUUCAAAGGAGACGAUGAUGUCUUUGUCAACACAGUGAAAACUAUAACUUAUCUCCGGGACCAACUUCAGAGGCCACAAGCAGAAAAGAGCAUGAAAACCUUCAUGGUUGGAUAUGUUAUAGGAGGAACAUCUCCCAUAAGAGAUGAUUCAUCCAAAUACUUCAUCCCUGAAAAUUUCUACACAGGAGUCUUUCCUGCAUAUCCAUGUGGGGGAGGGUUUCUUUACUCAGGCGUGUUGGCAAAACGUCUGUACCAAGUAUCUAAAAGGGUUCACCUCUUCCCUAUUGAUGAUGCGUUCGUGGGUAUGUGUAUGAUUCGGCUGAACAUCUUCCCAAUCCACCACCCUGCCUUCCUCAUAUAUGGCUUUCCUGGAAAGGAUGAAGAAGCGAUGUGUUCGUACCACACAAUGCUGAUGAUCCACAAACGAAGCCCCAGUGAGAUGACUGAUCUUUGGGCUCGCGUAAGGAAGACAGAGGAGGAAUGUUGGGAUGCUCCCCUGAGGAACGUGUAUAUUGCACAACAUUUGUGAAAAUGAUUUUGGUGCCAAAUGUUGUUUAGUGCACAAAGUUUUCCAUUAACCAGAAAGAAACAUGGAGGGGAUGUUGUAACCUGUGAUGUCUGUAUUUAUCGUUUGUUCACAUACACUAUGUUGUUUAUGUUCAGGGGGUUAUGUUUGAUUGUAGGCCAAUUAGUGGGCUGAUUAGCUUUGGAAGGGUCUGGAUAUGAUGAAUGUGAAUUUUAAUGUUCAUUUUUCAGUGUUAAACUUCCACAUAACCAGUCCAGACCACAUACGCUGAAACUGAUGGUUGCUAAGGGGCUAGUUCUAUACUGUUUAAUGUGUCAAAUGAUCCCAGAUGACGUAAAUUGCUUUUUGUAGAGUUUAUUAUUUAAUUCAUUCUUAUUUAGUCACAGUCUGUCCUGCUUAGUAAAUCUAAGAAACAAUGUGAUUUUAUUUAUUAUCCAUAUCCAAAUGCAAACUAAACCAGAUGAGCACAGUAGUAGUAGACAGCAAAUUAUAAA
This is a messenger RNA of Solea solea (common sole), 2026 nucleotides long. Its product is annotated as N-acetyllactosaminide beta-1,3-N-acetylglucosaminyltransferase 2-like. Gene Ontology annotation, molecular function: hexosyltransferase activity. Lineage: Eukaryota; Metazoa; Chordata; Actinopteri; Pleuronectiformes; Soleidae. The coding region runs from base 177 to 1535 and encodes 452 amino acids. Gene Ontology annotation, cellular component: membrane. The record is from RefSeq and is a predicted model, not a curated record. The transcript is spliced from 2 exons.